AUGCUGAAAGCAAACGAUAAAAGUGACACAACAAGGAUACUGGACGAUGACUACAAGAUCCAUAUGCAGGAAUCGAAAAAACUAUUGAAACUCGACAAGUCGCAAAUAUGCAUUGAAUUUAAUGAUAUCUGUUAUUCAGUUCAUCACGGAUUUAAAGAAAUUGAGAAAACAAUUCUACAUGAUGUAACAGGACACUUUGAAACAAAAAAAGUCACGAUAAUUAUUGGUCCUUCUGGCGCAGGAAAAUCCACCCUGCUAAAAAUCAUAUCGGGCAAACGAUUAAAUGACGUUAAGGGUACCAUCACCGUAAACGGUGUUGAACGAAAUAGAGGAAUGUUUCGCAAACAGAUAUGCUAUGUGCCGCAACAAUACGAUUUAUUACCGUUCCUCACAACAAGAGAAACUCUUUAUAUAGCGGCACGAUUGAAACUCAAUGUUAAUCAGAGCAAACAAGCGAUUCAAUUAGUUGUGAACGAUAUUGUAAAGAACCUCGGCUUAUCAUCUUGUCUAAACACAUUGGCGAAUAAAUUGAGCGGUGGCGAACAGAAGAGACUCUCCAUCGGCGUAGAAAUGAUCACCAAACCAUCUGUUCUCUUAUUAGAUGAGCCAACAAGCGGUCUCGACAGUGUGACCUCUAAUCAACUUAUUAGCACGCUACAUGAUAUGGCGAGAGAAAAUUGCACUGUAGUUUGCGCGAUACAUCAACCCAGUAGUCAGAUAAUUUCGCUUUUCGAUAACAUUAUGGUACUCAGCCGAGGCAGAUGUAUGUACUGCGGUCCCAAGAGUGAGAUUUUAAACACGUACAGCAUUGCUGGAUUCACGUGUCCCAGCUUUUAUAAUAUAGCCGAAUAUGUGCUUGAAGUAAUAACCGAACAGAGAGGUGGAGAUUUAGAGAAUCUAUACAAGAUCUGUCGUGAUGAAUACGAAAAGUUCAAAUCAUGCAGUAAACGCAACAAAAAUGAGUCUCUAUACCAGAGUUUGUCCCUUAGAACAUAUAUGACAAAGGCCAUAGGUGAUUAUCUAUCAGUUAUGGGAAUUUGGCCUCGCGCAAUGCAGAGAAUCAGCCUCUCCACUUUUGCUCCACCAAUUGAUGUCGCGUUCGGCUAG
Molecule: messenger RNA, 1107 nt
Organism: Trachymyrmex septentrionalis
Lineage: Eukaryota; Metazoa; Arthropoda; Insecta; Hymenoptera; Formicidae
Product: ATP-binding cassette sub-family G member 1-like
Exons: 6
Coding region: 1-1107 (368 amino acids)
Cellular component (GO): plasma membrane
Molecular function (GO): ATP hydrolysis activity; ATP binding
Source: RefSeq, a predicted model, not a curated record